CUGCAACCUUUCUGUCUGUUCUCGGGAAGAGCAAAACAAACAAUCCAUGGCGGGAGCAGCCGCAGCAGCAGCAACAGCAGCGCUAGGGUCAUUUUCGUCAUUUCACAUAUCCACAUCCAUCUUCGUGAACCCUAGCAGUUUCAGCUGCUGCAGAAUCCUCCGGACGAAAAUACCCCGCUUCGUCAUCCGUGCAUCCUCAUCUUCUUCUUCAACUCCUCCUCCAACCGAAUUCAACAUCACCUUCGGUGUCGCUCCGAAGAGCGAUCCCCCAAAAUCCAAUCCUCACGAAUCGCCAUCCGUUCCGCUCUUCAUCCCAUGGAUUGUCCGCGACGAGGACGGCAACCUCAAACUCCAAUCCACUCCUCCAGAUUAUCUCAUCCAGGCCAUGGCCCACGCCAAGACGACAUCCGGCAAGAAGAAGAAGAAGAUGGACACGCCGAAGGUGGGCCCUGCAGGUGCCGCUUCGAUUUCUAGCGAGCCGAAGCAUUCCAAGGCUGCCCGGAGAUUCUACAACCAGAACUUUAGGGAGCCACAACGCCUCAGCAAGGUUCUCGCUGCCGCUGGAGUGGCAUCAAGACGGAGCAGUGAAGAGCUUAUUUUCGAAGGCCGUGUGACUGUUAAUGGCUCUGUAUGUAAUUCUCCUCAGACUCGAGUUGACAUUUUCAAGGAUGCUAUCUAUGUUAAUGGGAACCGCAUUUCUAAGAAGCUGCCUCCAAAGUUGUAUUUUGCCUUGAAUAAGCCAAAAGGGUACAUUUGCUCAAGUGGAGAGAAGGAGUCUAAAUCUGUGAUGUCUUUAUUUGAAGAAUAUUGGAAGAGUUGGGAUAAAAGAAAUCCAGGAUUACCAAAGCCACGAUUAUUUACUGUUGGCCGUCUUGAUGUUGCUACAACUGGGUUGAUUAUUGUUACAAAUGAUGGAGAUUUUGCUCAAAAACUUGCACAUCCUUCAUCUAAUUUAUCAAAGGAAUACAUUGCAGCUAUAGAUGGUAGCGUCAAUAGGCGACACCUAGUAGCGAUCAGUGAGGGCACAAUCAUUGAAGGCAUCCACUGUGUACCAGAUUCUGUGGAAUUACUGCCAGCACAGCCAGAUAUGUCAAGGCCUCGACUUCGCAUUGUGGUUCAUGAAGGGAGAAAUCAUGAAGUUCGUGAACUUGUAAAAAAUGUUGGGCUUCAGAUUCAUUCUCUAAAACGUGUGCGCAUAGGUGGAUUCAGGCUUCCAUCAGAUCUUGGCCUUGGAAAGCAUGUUGAACUAAAACAAGCAGACCUCAAUUUGUUGGUGAGUGGGAAGGUUCAAACAAACGCUUAAUCAGAUGGGAUUCAUUGUUGACAUACGUACUUUGAGGCUUGGGAGCCCAGUAGACACCUUUACCAUGCAUACAUGCCCACCUGUAGAAGUAUGUUGCACAUCUGAGAAGUGCAUGAGGUGCUCCCACUGUGAAGAUCGCUUGCAAAUUAAUUACAAUUGUCCACUCAUUAGCUGGACCACAUGAACAAUGGAUGUGGACCGUCAGUUUUUUUUUAACCUUGUUUUCCUAAACAAUCAGUUGCAUAUAUUGAUCUUCAUGUUAGGGGCCACCUUGUGCUCUGAUCAGAUGUCCCCAUACAAUAGCCAAGCCUGGAACACGUGUGCAUGUGAGGGUGCAUCCAAAGAGGGUGCCUGUGGGACGAGGCAAUCAGACAUCUUUCAUCCUGGCAUGUGCAGCUUCUUAUCUAUGAUUUCUGCAGAAGACUUGUUUAUUUAGCAACAUAUCAGUAUCAGCAAGUAAUUCAUGUCAGGCAUGGUAAAUUCCCAAGUCACCAUGUUUGGCUAUGCAGACUUAACUCAAGAAGUCGAGGCCUUCCAUUCCAUUCAUUUGUAACAUUUUGCAGGACUGGUAUUAUAAUGGAAAGUU
Magnolia sinica is the source of this 1889-nucleotide messenger RNA. RefSeq names its product putative ribosomal large subunit pseudouridine synthase SVR1, chloroplastic. Gene Ontology annotation, cellular component: chloroplast. Lineage: Eukaryota; Viridiplantae; Streptophyta; Magnoliopsida; Magnoliales; Magnoliaceae. Bases 47 to 1303 code for a protein of 418 amino acids. Gene Ontology annotation, biological process: plastid translation; pseudouridine synthesis; maturation of SSU-rRNA from tetracistronic rRNA transcript (SSU-rRNA, LSU-rRNA, 4.5S-rRNA, 5S-rRNA). The transcript is spliced from 10 exons. Gene Ontology annotation, molecular function: pseudouridine synthase activity; RNA binding. The record is from RefSeq and is a predicted model, not a curated record.